GCUCCGCCCGGCCCGGCCCGGCCGGCUCUUGUCUCGGCGGGGAGGAGCCAGCCUGGGGCAGGCUGCAGCACCAAGGGCUGGCCGGCCGCCAGAAGUGUAAAAUCCUGGCCGGUGGGUGGCAAAUUUCGCCAGAUCGCGGCGAGGAGACAGCGCGUCCGUCCGUCCGUGCGGGCAGCGGCAGCCCGGCAGCCCGGCCCGGGGACUGCUUCAGUUCCUUCAUCAUGCAGCGCAUGUCACAGCCCGGCACCGUGGGGAAUCGCUAGUCCAGGGCUGACCCUUCGGUUUCGGCUGAGUCCUUGGGCUUGACGACUCAUGGACAUUGCUGAGGUUGAUGCUUGAACCUUGGAGAGAAGAGCCUUUCUGAUGGUCCUGCUCCGCUGCACCUGACCCUAUGAAAGGAGGGUUCACCGUAGCUCUGUCCUUGGCGCUGCAGUUCCACAGGAUGGGCUCGUUCAGAAGGCCCCGGCCACGCUUCAUGAGCUCCCCUGUGCUCAGCGAUCUGCCUCGCUUCCAGGCAGCCCGGCAGGCCAUGCAGCUCAGCUCCAACUCUGCCUGGAACAGCGUACAAACAGCAGUGAUAAAUGUGUUCAAAGGGGGAGGCUUGCAGAACAAUGAACUUUACACUCUCAAUGAAAAUAUCAGACGGCUGCUGAAGAGUGAACUUGGAUCCUUCAUCACAGAUUACUUUCAGAACCAGCUCCUUGCGAAAGGCUUGCUGUUCAUGGAGGAGAAGGUCAAGUUGUGUGAAGGUGAGGAUCGCAUUGACGUCCUGUCUGAAAUCUGGGAUCACUAUUUUACAGAGACUCUUCCUACACUCCAGGCAAUAUUCUACCCAGUCCAGGGUCAGGAGUUGACUAUCCGUCAGAUUGCUCUUCUUGGCUUCAGAGACUUGGUCUUGCUAAAAGUAAAGUUGGAAGAAAUCCUCCCCCUGGUCCAGACAAAGGUUCCAGCUUCCAUUGUCCAGAUGCUGUUAAUUCUGCAGAGUGUCCAUGAGCCUACUGGCCCCACUGAGGGCUAUCUGCAGCUGGAAGAACUGGUCAAGCAGGUGGUAUCACCAUUCUUAGGUUUGUGUGAGGAUCACAGCUCGUCUGGUAGCACCUGCUUGCUUGAGAGAAGGUACUCCAGAUCCUGCCCUAAGGCCCUGACCCCGCUGACGGAGCAGGAGGGCGAGGCCUACCUGGAGAAGUGUGGGAGCAUCCGUCGGCACACGGUGGCCAACGCUCACUCGGACCUCCAGCUGCUGGCCAUGGCCUCCAUGAUGCACACGGGGAUGGUGGUGGAGGAGCAGGACACUCCUGACAAGUGCCUGCUGCUGCAGCCCAGCUGCUUUGGGCCCCGGCAGUGCUCCAGCGAGCCCAGCAUCGCCGACGGCCCCGAGGCAGCCGCAGCCGGCAGGCAGGACCCUGCCGAGCUCAACUGCACCUCUGUCUGCUAGGAGGAGGCUGCCUGAGGGGUGGAGAACUGUGUGCACCAAGCUGGACAAAGGGGUGUGUCAUCCCUGCUGGGGAAAGAGGAGAAAAAUAGGAAUUGUGCUCAUGUCAUUGAAAUGGGCCUGAGGGUUCAUAUGGCUGAGAAUGGUAUCUAGACAGGUUCUUUUGCCAGCCUGGGAUCGUUGCUGGUGGAGGUAACAGGCUGCUCCCAAGUGACCACUGAGGGCUGCAGAGGUUUUGCUGUUGUACAGCACAGUCUGCCUUCUGUAAGGUUUCUCUAUUAGUAUUAACUUCUUGGUGACACCUUUCCUUGUUUUUGUUUGGUAUGAUACAAAUUGAGUUCUUUCUGCUUUUCUCCCUCUUUCCCAAUUGUGCUUCUUCUUUGUUCUUUGUCCCUGCAGUGGAGGCCUCUGUGCUCAGUGUUCUCUUUGCUUCUGGUGCUUCAUGGUGAAGGCUGAGCACUUAAUUUCUCUUUUAAAGUUGAACUCAGGGUUGAAGCCAUUUGCAUCCUGCAGAAAGAUCUGCUGAUGUGACUUGUGAGAGAAGAUCCUUCAUUUUGCUUCCCAUGGGCAUGGAUGAAAAGUCCAAAUCAGAAUUGAUCAGACUUGCUUUUUUCCCCAGGCCUGAAGAGAACCGAGUAUAUGUGGAAUUGAGCUGAGUACUUCAUAUAUAGUUUAUUUGGUUCCAGUCAUAUCCUGGGGCUUCUGGUAUAAAUUGGGUGCAAAGGAUGGCUGGGGUGUGUAAAUUGGGUGCAAAAUACACUGAACAUCCUGGCAUUUGGAAUCAAUUUGCUCUCAAAAUUUCAGUGGUGAUAGGGCUAUGAUGAAGGAGAAAAUCAAAUGGGUAGGAGAUGUAAAGGUGCUUCUCAGCACUGGGCCGUUGUGACUGCAGAUCAGGAGGUGAUGAUCAGUAUUUCAUCCUGAGCCUACCCUGGUACUUUUAGCACUUGUGGAUUUCAUGAGACCGAGGAUAAUCAGUGGGUGUGGAAAGGAGUCCUGGCUCAGUGCAUUCAUGAAGUGCUCCUGACCUCCAGUGGUAUCUGACUCAGUGCAGUAUUGCUUUUAAGAUAAAGUGAGGGCUUUUUGCUGUCUUUGGUUUUGUUUUUGUUGUGAAGAUUAACUGGAGUGGGUCCAGUUUUUAGGUGUCUGUGUCAGGCACUGCAACCUGAAGUGUCUGCUUUGUAGCAUCACUUGGUACCCCAGUGCUGCUUCUGUGGGGACAGAGCCAAUCUGUUUCAGCUGUCCCUGGGAUGCUCUGCUGAUGUCUUGCUAAGCAGAUUUGCAAGUGUUAUCAUAGGCUUAGAGGUGAACUGCAGUGCUGCCUUAAAUGUCAAAUCCCAUUGAAAAUAUGGACACAACACAACCACCACUUGAAUCUACUCCAAGUGGUACUUGGUAAAUAAGUGUGUCUUGACAAGGAAACAGAAGGUUAGGAUGAGCCUUUGGGAUGGUUUUUUUGCAUGCUAUGACAUUAACUGCAGAAUUUUCCAUGCUUCUGUUAGGCAUUAAACAACAUCUGCCCCACUGGCUGCACUGGAUCACAGCUCUGACCUGCCAGGAUUUGGCAUUAGUAGCACAUGCAGCAAAAGGAGAGCUGGUUAUUAUAUGGCAGCAAAGCAUCAGAAACACCAGCUAUGAGCACAAGCCAGGCUGCCUUGGUAAAUGAGGGUGCUGCUUUGUCUGCUGUGCUUUGCAAUGUGGAGAGAGGUACUUGGAAGAGCCUCCUUUUCCUCCUGUCACCAGAGCUCUUGGCCUUUGGGGAAAGGCCCAGUGGAUGGAUCAGCAGCUGUGCUUUCCAUGCCAGGAGAAGAGGUUCAGUGGUGCUGGCUGCCUCCUCUUCCUCAGAGCACCCACAUCCAGCAGAGGCCAGGGAGAUGUGCCUUUAAGCAGCAUUCCCUUCAGGUGGAUUGUAGGAUAAAUUGCUUUCUUGUUCAUAAAUUGGCCUGACCAGGCCAGCUUACUGCCAUGUGCCCCAGGGCAGCCAUGGAUUGUGGUGGCAGCCACACCAUGCAGGUUUCCCUUGGCACAGUCCCUCCAGCGUGGGGCAGAUGAUGGUGUCCUGCUCACAGUUAAUUUCUUCAGCCCUUGCUGUGACUGAGUCUUCUCUUAGUCACACCGAGCUGUGUGGGGAAGUGGUCAGGUCACCCUGCAGCAUUUCAGUUCACUCUCAUGAAUGCUUUUCUUCUUUCUGUUUCUCCUGUGGCCUAGUUGCCUUCUGUAAAUACCCAAACCAUUUCGAUCAGAGGGCAGCACCCUCUUUUAUGGUGAAAACUAGAACAAUGUAUUUAUUUCCUGACAUAUUCUUGGAUCAUCUCUAGGGCUAAUAGGAAUUAGUCCUGGUUUUAACUUGAAUUUCUUUUGUUUUACAUGUAUGUAUGAUUUUAAUUAUUUUGGUUUUGUAUCUGUUACUUUGCAAAAAUUUGCACCAAGCCCUCUGAAUCAUGCACUUGUCCCAUUGUUUUGUUUUUAUGGAGAAUUAAAGCUGGUGGCUUU
Molecule: messenger RNA, 3922 nt
Organism: Zonotrichia leucophrys gambelii
Lineage: Eukaryota; Metazoa; Chordata; Aves; Passeriformes; Passerellidae
Gene: PRR5L
Product: proline rich 5 like
Exons: 9
Coding region: 392-1435 (347 amino acids)
Biological process (GO): TORC2 signaling
Cellular component (GO): TORC2 complex
Source: RefSeq, a predicted model, not a curated record